AUGGGGUCACUUGACGAACUAAUGAACAGAGUUGCAAAGCAAUUAAAGGAAAUCAGCGAAAAAGACGAAUUGGUGACGGAAGGAAUUCAAAAAUUGGAUAAAUGUUGUCUUAAAGUGAAAAGGCAUCGAGUUGAUAUGCAGAAUGUGACGGAAGAACUCCGCGAAGAGAUGACCGCCGAGCAACAAAACCGUGACUUGUUAACAUACGAAUCGGAGAAAUUUGCGGACAAAAAGCGUCGAUUCGCCGAGAAAAACGAUCAAAUGGGCAGUCUCGUCAAGAAUCUGACAGUUAAUUUUAAUGAAAAUCUUAUGGAAAUGAUGGUUGCUGAUAAGAAGAAAAUAAAGGAGAUGGAGGAGACACGGAGUGUGAUGAGCGAGAAAAUUCAGAAGAAAUUGUAA
Molecule: messenger RNA, 399 nt
Organism: Caenorhabditis remanei
Lineage: Eukaryota; Metazoa; Nematoda; Chromadorea; Rhabditida; Rhabditidae
Exons: 4
Coding region: 1-399 (132 amino acids)
Source: RefSeq, a predicted model, not a curated record